CAAAUAAUUCAUUCUGGAGAAAAACCUUACAAGUGCUCACACUGUGAAAAGAGUUUCACUAAUUCACAAAACCUGAAAACACAUGAGAGAAUUCAUACUGGAGAAAAACCUUACAAGUGCUCACACUGUGAAAAGAGUUUCACUCAGUCAGAAAACCUGAAAACACAUGAGAGAAUUCAUACUGGAGAGAAACCUUACAAGUGCUCACACUGUGGAAAGAGUUUCUCUCGGUCAGAACACCUGAAAACACACAACAGAAUUCACACUGGAGAAAAACCGUACAAGUGCUCACACUGUGAAAAGAGUUUCUCUUUGUCACAACAACUGAAAAUACACGAGAGAAUUCAUACUGGAGAAAAACCUUACAAGUGCUCACACUGUGAAAAGAGUUUCACUCAGUCAUAUAAUCUGAAAACACAUGAGAGAAUUCAUACUGGAGAGAAACCUUACAAGUGCUCACACUGUGAAAAGAGUUUCACUCUUUCACAACACCUGAAAACACACAAAAGAAUUCAUAGUGGAGAAAAGCCAUACAAGUGCUCACACUGUGAAAAGAGUUUCACUAAGUCACAAAACCUGAAAACACACAAGAAAAUUCAUACUGGAGAAAAACCUUACGAGUGCUCACACUGUGAAAAGAGUUUCACUCAGUCAGAACACCUGAAAACACACGAGAGAAUUCAUACUGGAGAAAAACCUUACAAGUGCACACACUGUGAAAAGAGUUUCACUAAGUCACAAAACCUGAAAACACACGAGAAAAUUCAUACUGGAGAAAAACCUUACAAGUGCUCACACUGUGAAAAGAGUUUCACUCAGUCAGAACACCUGAAAACACACGAGAGAAUUCAUACUGGAGAAAAACCUUACAAGUGCACACACUGUGAAAAGAGUUUCACUAAGUCACAAAACCUAAAAACACAUGAGAAAAUUCAUACUGGAGAAAAACCUUACAAGUGCUCACACUGUGAAAAGAGUUUCACUCAGUCAUAUAAUCUGAAAACACAUGAGAGAAUUCAUACUGGAGAAAAACCUUACAAGUGCUCACACUGUGAAAAGAGUUUCACUCAGUCAGAACACCUGAAAACACACGAGAGAAUUCAUACUGGAGAAAAACCUUACAAGUGCUCACACUGUGAAAAGAGUUUCACUCAGUCAUAUAAUCUGAAAACACACAAGAAAAUUCAUACUGGAGAAAAACCUUACAAGUGCUCACACUGUGAAAAGAGUUUCACUAAGUCACAAAACCUGAAAACACACGAGAAAAUUCAUACUGGAGAAAAACCUUACAAGUGCUCACACUGUGAAAAGAGUUUCACUCAGUCAGAACACCUGAAAACACACGAGAGAAUUCAUACUGGAGAAAAACCUUACAAGUGCUCACACUGUGAAAAGAGUUUCACUCAGUCAUAUAAUCUGAAAACACAUGAGAGAAGUCAUACUGGAGAGAAACCUUACAAGUGCUCACAUUGUAAAAAGAGUUUCACUCUUUCACAAAACCUGAAAACACACAAGAGAAUUCAUACUGGAGAAAUGUACGACUGCUCUUCAUGUGGGAAAAGUUUCAACAAAGCAAGUAAUCUACAUAGACAUGUAAAAAAGUAUUGCCCAAAUAGUCACAGUUAGUGGUCAACCAAUAUGGGUUUUUCAAUGGCAGAUACCAAUAAGCUGUAGAGCAUUUUAGCCAAUGGCCGAGAACUACCAAUAUACGUAAUGCAUUUUAACAACAGCAUGUACACAAUAUUUCUUAAGAUAAACAAAAACAAGGGAAAGUUAACACUUCUGUUUAUUGGUCAAGCGAACACGGUUAUUGGCCAAUGACGAUAAUUGCAAAAUGGCAAAUUUUAUAUCAACUGAUAUAUCGGUCUAUCAUUAGUCACUGUUAGCAAAAUUAUCUUCAGGUGAUAUCAAGUAAAUUGUUUUAAAUUCGGAUAAACCCAGAGAUGGAAUUACUCCCAAUAGAGCAGCUACAUCAAAGAUAUUAACAAAGAACAUUUAAAAAAAAAAAAAAAGGCUUUGGCUAAGUUCACACUGCAGCUGAAUGUGGCCCAAAUCUGAUUUUCUGCUCAAAUCAGAUUUUUUUUUUUGUUGUUGUAAGGUUGUUCACAUAACAUUUUAAAUAUAGCCCAUAUCAGACACUGGUCUGAACAGUUGAUGCUCAUUAAUGGACCAGUUCAUACGGUGUCAAGAAAAAGUAUUUGAAGCCUUUUGAAUUGGCUGGUUUAGCAUUCACAGUGCUGUGGAAAAAGUAUGUGGAUUUAAUAACUGACCGAUCCUCAUUUAGCAGCAGUAACCUCAACCAAGUGUUUCCAGUAUCUGCAGAUUAGACCUGCACAACAUUCAGAAGGAAUUUUUGACAAUUUUUCCUUACAGAACUGCUUUAGCUCAGCCAUAUUCUUAGGAUGUCUGGAGUGAACGGCUCUCUUGAGGUCAUUUCACAGCAUCUCUAUUGGGUUAAGGUCUGGGCUCUGACUGGGACUUUGUUUUUAAGCCAUUCUGUAGUGGAUUUACUUCAAUGUUUACGGUCAUUGUUCUGCUGCAUCACCCAACUUCUACUGAUCUUCAGCUGGCACACAGCCACCCUGACAUUAUCCUGUAGGAUAUCUUGAUAAACUUGGGAAUUCAUUUUUCCCCUCAAUGAUGGCAAGCGGUCAAGGCCCCAAAGCAUCAAAGCAGCUCCAAAUCAUGAUGUUCCCUCCACCGUAAUUCACCGUAGGGAUGUUUUCAUGAUGUUAUGUGGUGCCCUUUUUACGCCAUAUGUAGUGUUGCGUGUUCUUUCCAAACAACUCAACCUUAGUUUCAUCAGUCAACAAAAAAUGUUCCCAGUAGCAUUAUGGAGUGUCAAGGUGGUCUUUGGCAAACUUCCGAUGUGCAGCAAUGUUUUUGUUGGAAAGCAGCAGCUUCCUUCGUGUUCUUCUGCCAUGGACACCAUGCCUGUUUAAUGUUUUCCAUAUAGUAGACUCAUGAACAGAGAUGUUUACCAGUUCCAAUGAUUCCUUGAAGUCUUUAGCUGUCACUCUAGGGUUCUUUUUUACCUCACUGAGCAUUCUGCGGUGUGUCCUUUGAGUCAUCUUGGCUGGACGGCCACUUCUAGGGAGAGUAGCCACAGUACUAAAUCAUCUCCAUUUAUAGAACAUUUGUCUAACUCUAAUUAGCUUUUGUUGACAUCAUUAGUCUUGGGGUUUACAUACUUUUUCCAACCUACACUUUGAAUAGUUGAAUGAUGUAUUCAAUUUGUACAAGAAUAAUACAAUCAUUUGUGUGUUCCUAGUUAAAACAGAUUGUGUUUGUUCAUUAUUGUAACUUAGGGUGUGUUCACACUUGUAGUUCGGUUCUCUUGGUUCUCUUGGUCCGGACCAAAAAAUAAAAUUAUACAUUUAGUCCUGGUUCGCUUAGCGUUCACACUGGCAUUUUUAACACCGAACCUAAAGAUACAAAACAAAAGGCAUCAGAAAAAAGUCACAACCUGAUUGGACAGCUUUUAUGACGUGUAUUUUGAGACGGAACUUGCUGAACAUCCAGAACAAUGCUGGCUGCUGGGCUAAAUGCGCUCGUUAGAUUUAUAUAUGUAUAUAUGGUGGUAUUUUUACCAGCCGAGAACAAACGAAGAGCUAAUAAAAUGUGUUCAGGAGUCAAAAUAGCGGCAGGAAUUCCUCCGUUGCACACACAAACAAAGAUAUGCUUCAAGGACAGCUGACGGCAGUUCCGACGCCUGUACCAAACUGUAAUGGGCAACAUAGCUCCUAUGAUGAGAAGAACCAGGUAUGCUUGAGGUCAGUAUUAGGCAAAUUACUUCCUGUUAUUGGUCCGUUUAUACGCCUUUGGUCCAUGCUGCGUUCAUAUAUCAGUCGAACCGCACCAGAGUUCGUUUGGAAGUGGACCGAGACCCACUAUUCAGGCGUUUUCGGUCCGCUUGUUUGGUGUGCACCAAGGUUCGGAUGGCAGCGUUCACACUUGUUCAGAUUAACCGCACUAACAGAGCAAUUGCACGAGAGUUCGUUUUAAUCUAACCAAACCUGCCAAGUGUGAUCACACCCUUAGAUGAUGGUCUAACCAGAUUUUAAGACAAAUUUAUACAUACAGUUGAAGUCACAAGUUUACAUAUACUUUGGCCAAAUACAUUUAAACUCCGUUUUUCACGAUUCCUGACAUUUAAUCGUAGAAAACAUUACCUGUCUUAGGUCAGUUAGGAUCACUACUUUAUUUUAAGAAUGUGAAAUGUCAGAAUAAUAGUAGAGAGAAUUAUUUAUUUUAGCUUUUAUUUCUUUCAUCACAUUCCCAGUGGGUCAGAAGUUUACAUACACCUUGUUAGUAUUUGGUAGCAUUGCCUUUAAAUUGUUUAACUUGGGUCAAACGUUUUGGGUAUCCUUCCACAAGCUUCUCACAGUAAGUUGAUGGAAUUUGGCCCAUUCCUUCAGACAGAAAGGUUUCUAGGCCUCCUUGCUCGCACACACUUUUUCAGUUCUG
Myxocyprinus asiaticus (Chinese sucker) is the source of this 4467-nucleotide messenger RNA. RefSeq names its product zinc finger protein 271-like. Lineage: Eukaryota; Metazoa; Chordata; Actinopteri; Cypriniformes; Catostomidae. The record is from RefSeq and is a predicted model, not a curated record.